Messenger RNA from Salvia hispanica, 901 nucleotides. Its product is annotated as flavonoid 3',5'-methyltransferase-like. NCBI's taxonomy places the organism in Eukaryota, Viridiplantae, Streptophyta, Magnoliopsida, Lamiales, Lamiaceae. The record is from RefSeq and is a predicted model, not a curated record. Gene Ontology annotation, molecular function: S-adenosylmethionine-dependent methyltransferase activity; O-methyltransferase activity.
UCUUAAGCUGAAGCUAUUGGAGAUCCAUAAAGAUUAAUCUCAACCUCUUCUAUUAGUCUCUCUCAAGAAUAACAUUUUUCUUCCAAGAUGAAAGAGAAAUUCUCGUGCACCAUUCUCCAAAGCGAGGCCCUCACUAAGUACCUUCUGGAAACAAGUGCCUAUCCAAGAGAGCACCAACAACUGAAGGAACUUCGGCAUGCGACCGUGGAUAGAUACAGUCAUUUGAGUGUGAUGAAUGUGCCAGCCGAUGAAGGGCAGCUUCUGUCAAUGAUGUUGAAAUUGAUGAAUGCAAAGAAAACAAUAGAAGUUGGAGUGUUCACUGGCUAUUCCCUUUUGGCUACUGCUCUUGCCCUCCCUGAUAAAGCCAAAGUGAUAGCGAUCGAUCCAGAUAGAGAGGCAUACGAGGUGGGUUUGCCGUUUAUUGAGAAGGCAGGCGUGGCUCACAAGAUCCAAUUCGUUAAUUCCGACGCAGUCACUGCUAUUAACCAAUUACUCCAAAAUGGAGAAGAAGGCACAUUUGAUUUCGCAUUUGUGGACGCGGACAAGGAGAACUACAUCAAUUACCACGAGCUGCUGCUGAAACUGGUGAGGGUGGGAGGAAUGAUCGCCUACGACAACACCCUUUGGUCCGGCACCGUCGCAUUGGCCGACGACGAUCUGAGCCAGGAAUGGAAGGAUCGGAUCGGCGAGAAUCGGAUCUUUCUCAGGAAUUUGAACACGUUUUUGGCCAAUGAUAGUCGCAUCGACCUGGCUCAUCUUUCAAUUGGAGAUGGCCUCUCUCUUUGCAGGCGCCUUCACUGAUUCUCUUUUUUAUUUCCCUAAAUAAAUCAAUCUAUGAGAAGAUGGAUUAAUGUUAUCGAGUACGCAAUUUAUUUCAUAUUGGGGUUUUAAAGAUUUUUAA